AUGAAACGUUUAAGGAAGGUCAUCAAGACGCUGGAAGACUCUCAGAGGCUGGCAACCACUGGUCCGGAGCGGCAAAAAUUCCUAUUCACCGUUGGAUUUUUGCGAGGUAUUGAAAUUAAAUUAGGACUAUUGCUGAAACGUGGCCGUGGAGUGCAAAAUCGACAGAGGCUCAUCGACUGCGUGCGAUGGUCGGAUCUGAACUCUUCGUUCAAGAACGGCAUCAGGGUAGGCGUAUUCACGAAUUUGAAGCACGUCGACGUGAAAGCCUUCAUGAAAGACUGCAUGGCGCAUUUCCGCGCAAAGAUCGACAACGUACUGCUGAGUAGAGGUGUCGCAGUGAAGGCUUACGCCGUGCUCGCUGCAAAAUUCACCGUCACGAAGAAUGACGAAGAGAUCAUCGAUCUGAAGUUCUUCAACACGAAGGCGGCACCGAUUUUCAACACUACGGAUACGGGAAAAUGGUUCGUGGAGCACAUACGGGAGCCGAUUCUGACGGAUCUGGAGGAAUUCGAGCAGCAGGGUUCAGGCUGGUCACUGCACUCGAUCGUGAACAUGACGCUGCACAUCAGCAAGUUCAAUCCGAUGCGUGGCAGCUCUUACGUGGAUCUUCCAGCCAAGAUCCGAAACAAGAACGCGUGUGUCAACGUGCGGAACAACGACGAACAGUGUUUCAAGUGGACCAUACUGUCGGCGCUUCAUCCCGCCCACCAUUCCGAUCGCGUCUCCGAAUACAGUCCGUACGAGGCGGAAUUGAACUUUGACGGGAUCGAGUUCCCCAUGGAACCGCGCAACAUUCCGAAGUUCGAGAAACAGAACGACGUCUCGGUAAAUGUAUAUAUUUUGAAGAAGAAGAAGCGAGACUUCGACGUGAUGCCCCUGCACGUGGCGGCAACGAAGAAGCAGCAACACGUCAACCUGCUCCUGGUACAGGAUCACUACGUGGAGGAGGAGGAGGAGGAGGAGGAAGAGGACGAGGAGAACGAGUGCUACAUGAUACCGAGGUUCCAUUACGUGUGGAUCAAGAACUUGUCUCGCUUGGUUUCAAACCAAUUGUCGAACAGAAACCACAAACUCCACAUCUGCGAUCGCUGCCUCCACUACUAUCGCACCGAAGACAAGCUGGCCGCACACGAAAUUGACUGCGCAAUAGUCAACAAGUGCAAGAUCACCAUGCCCAAAUGGUCGAACAGGAUGCUCUACUUCAAAAACCAUGGACACAAGGAGCGCGCACCAUUCAUCAUCUAUGCGGACUUCGAGUGCCUGCUGAAGCCGACUCGUGACGAGAACACCUACCAAAAGCACGAAGCAUUCAGCGUGGGGUACUACGUGAAGUGCAGUUACGACGACUCACUCUCGCGGUAUCGCAGCCACAGGGGUCCGAAGCCUGCGGAAUGGCUAGCCCGAGAGCUGCAAAACUUCGCCGCGGAACUCGACAACGUCUACGCGAACCCCCGACCGAUGGAGAGACUAACGCUCCAGCAGCAGAGAGAGUUCCACGCCGCCACCAAGUGUCACAUGUGUGAGCGACCCCUGUUGGGCGGUGACAGAGUGCGAGAUCACUGCCAUCUGACGGGCAAGUACCGCGGUGCAGCGCACAACGAGUGCAACCUGAACUAUCAGGACUCGAAAACCGUGCCCAUCGUCUUCCACAAUCUCACCGGCUACGACUCCCACUUCAUCAUACGAGAAAUCGCCACGUGCUUCGCCGGUCGAGUCGAAGUGUUGCCACAGACGAAAGAACGCUACAUCUCGUUCACGAAGCACAUACACGGUAGCGAAGUGAAGUUCCGUUUCAUCGACUCGUUCCGCUUCAUGGCGUCGUCGUUGGAAAAACUUGCGUCGUACUUGAGCGACAUGAAGAUCGUGAGGAGCGAAUUCUCCCACCUGUCCGACGAGAAAUUCAAGUUGCUCACGAGGAAGGGAGUGUUUCCCUACGAUUACGUCGACUCGUUGGAUAAGCUCAACGACACCGAGCUACCACCGAAAGCGAGCUUCCACAGCACGCUGAACGACAGCGACAUCUCGGACGCGGACUAUGCGCAUGCUAAGAGAGUGUGGGACGAGUUCAACAUCCGGAGCUUGGGCGAGUACUCGGACCUGUACUUGAAGACGGAUGUGCUUCUCCUCGCCGACGUCUUCGAGAAUUUCCGCAACGACUCUGUGCGAGCGUACAGCCUGGACCCCGCCCACUACUACACGCUACCUGGUUUCUCGUGGGACGCCAUGCUCAAGUACACGAAGGUUCAACUGGAACUGCUCACGGAUCUCGACAUGCACCUGUUCAUCGAGUAA
This is a messenger RNA of Venturia canescens, 2292 nucleotides long. RefSeq lists its product as uncharacterized. The record is from RefSeq and is a predicted model, not a curated record. Lineage: Eukaryota; Metazoa; Arthropoda; Insecta; Hymenoptera; Ichneumonidae. Bases 1 to 2292 code for a protein of 763 amino acids. Gene Ontology annotation, biological process: DNA replication. The transcript has a single exon. Gene Ontology annotation, molecular function: DNA binding; DNA-directed DNA polymerase activity; nucleotide binding.